Amoebophrya sp. A25 is the source of this 751-nucleotide messenger RNA. NCBI's taxonomy places the organism in Eukaryota, Dinophyceae, Syndiniales, Amoebophryaceae. The record is from the annotation of a GenBank genome assembly.
GCGCGCGCACGGGGCGCGUACUAAUAAGCUUUGGCGCUUUUGUUCACGUCGUUCUCCAGGACACCUCCUUCAGGGAGAUUCCUUGGGGAAAUUCUAUGAAGGGAAUCCCUUAAAGCUGUGCCACUCUAAGCUUAAAUGAAUGAAGUUGGCUACUAAUAAGGCCCCUCCUUAAGGGGAAACAACAUCGCACAUCUCGUGUAGUAUAGCUAUAGUUAUGUCUUGUCUGUGGCGUUGCUUUUGUUUUCUUUAAGGCGGUUGGGCUUUUAUUAGCCAACUCUAGUAACCUAUCUUCGACUUCGACGUUCUGGUCUAUUAGCUGGCUGAGGCUUCUGGGCUAGGCUAGCUGCUGAAGCCUUCUGGGCUAGCUGGCUUUAGGCCUCUGAGCUAGCUGGCCAUAGUAGAUUCUAAGCUGCGGCCCAACGCUUGUUCUAAGCUAGCGGGCCGCGAUGGCUUCCAAGCUAGGCGGUGGCGGGUGCUAAGCUAGCAAGCCAAGGCCAUGGCAGUGGCACCGAUUGGCUUCUACGGAGGUGAGCGAGGAACCUGCCCAAAGCUUCUGAGCUGGCUGGCCAAAACUUGCGAGCUAGCUGCCCAAAGCUUCGGAGUUAGCUGCCCAUAGCUUCUGAGCUAGCUGGCACCUGGCGGCGGCUUCUGAGCUAGCUGGCCACAGCUUCUGAGCUAGCUACCAAUAGCUUCGGGGCUAGAAGCUGGCCAAAGCUUCUGAUCCAGCUGGCCAAGGCUUCUAAGCUAGCUG